AUGGACUACACUAACUACGCCCCUCACCAAUCCCGGCCCUACUCGACGCUAUACGGGCUGCCAACCCCCGAUCAACAGCCACAGGCACAAUCCGACGAUGCUCUCCGUGACCCGUUCGCCUUGAACGGCGCCUAUGGCCAAUAUUUUCCAGGCUUCGACCCUGCUUUCCGCCUCGACCCCUCGUCGUCCUUGGUCCCACCGCCGCAUUCGCCCCCUGACUCGUUCACCAAGCACUCGGUGUCGAGCAAUGAUGUGUACAAUAGCACUAAGCCGGACCCGGGAUCUAUUGAUGGCGAUGAUCACCAUUCCGCCGACCCGACCGAGCGGUGUAGCAGCGAGGAAAAGGAAUCAGCGACACCGGCGCAAAGCAAGCGCAAGGCUCAGAAUCGGGCAGCCCAACGAGCAUUCCGCGAGCGAAAAGAGCGCCAUGUGAAAGAUCUUGAAGACAAAGUCACCAACCUCGAACAAACAUCCUCCACCCUCCAAGCCGACAAUGAGCGCCUCAAGCGCGAGCUUGCCAAAUACGCCACCGAGAACGAGAUUCUUCGCGCAACGUCGCACUCCCUGAACGGCGCCAAAGAGCCCCCCGCGCCAAUCAUCACAGGGCCGAUGAAUUACUCCCCCACAGACUUCUACUCGAACUUAGCCCCCGAAGCUGCCGGUCCUCCGGGCCCAAGUGUCCAGGGCCAACACCGCGUCACAGUGUGCUCUAUCACUGGCGAAAAGCUUCUUGAUGCUGGCGCAACGUGGGACCUUAUUCAGGCCCACGAGCUUUUCAAGCGCGGGCAAGUGGAUAUCGGCGACGUCACUGAGCGGCUUAAGGGGAUGGCUCAGUGUGAUGGACUGGGUCCUGCCUUCAUGGAGAGCCAGGUCCUCAAGGCAAUUGUGGAGAGUGUGGCGGAUCGCGAUGAGCUGAUCUAG
Molecule: messenger RNA, 921 nt
Organism: Penicillium canariense
Lineage: Eukaryota; Fungi; Ascomycota; Eurotiomycetes; Eurotiales; Aspergillaceae
Gene: rsmA
Product: putative bZIP transcription factor (Fcr3)
Exons: 3
Coding region: 1-921 (306 amino acids)
Cellular component (GO): RNA polymerase II transcription regulator complex
Molecular function (GO): transcription cis-regulatory region binding; DNA-binding transcription activator activity, RNA polymerase II-specific
Source: RefSeq, a predicted model, not a curated record